AUGUCUCGACGAGCAGCAGCCAGCUCAUCACGAAGAGAACGAGUCGAACGUUCGUUCUUAAGUUGCGCGAACGAAAAGAGGCACGAUCGUCCGAACGAUCGUGCGAUAAGGAAUUAUAAUUAUCCCUCACAAGAUCCUCAAGCCCAUAACGCCGAGAUCGUUCAUGAGCCAGGUCAUCUUGCAACUGUUCCGUUAGACGGUUCAGCUCUUGAACAUCAACUUGAUCCGACCCUCGAGCCGGAUCAGGUGUUCCCACCGCCACCACAUCCUUUGGUGGACUCAAGCGGUGGUCAACGCUUCCUAGUGGAGCGUAUUUUGAACAACCGCGAUGUGAAUGGCGUCCGGACGAGUUACCUCGUCCGCUGGCGUGGCUAUCCACCGGCGUGGGACAGCUGGGAGGCUUGUGCCCAGCUGAUUGUUGAUGCCCUUGGUCUCGUCGAGCAGUACGACGAGACCCACCCGCUGCGUUUGAAGAAGGGCCGUCGGAAAACGACCUUCCCGAAGGCGAGUACAGGGAUUGCAAAUUGUCGAUCCCUUCGACCAUCUCGGAAGAGAUGCGCACCCUCCGUUAGGGAUCAUUUGAGGGAGGGAGGCCUCCCUAGGGGCACGGUUCGAAUUGUCCGGGCAACCUGGACACGAAUCACCCCACGAGGGACAGAGUAA
This is a messenger RNA of Peronospora matthiolae, 663 nucleotides long. Lineage: Eukaryota; Oomycota; Peronosporomycetes; Peronosporales; Peronosporaceae. The record is from the annotation of a GenBank genome assembly.